AUGACCUACCGUGGCAACUUUUGUUGAUAAAUAAUAUAAGCACACGAAAUUAUUGCUAUAAACUUUAAAAAUUAAUAACAAAUAUUCAUUCUUUAUAAAUAUUAGUUGCUUCUGAUAAUAUUAAAGUCAUGAGGAAUUGGAAUAAAUAAAAACAUGUGUACACUAUUAUUAACUUCAACGAUGGAGACCAAAGUCACGAGUAAAACGAGUAGUUUGAAAGCUUUAAUACUUCGUGCAUGGCGAGAACGUUGGAGUGAUUUGCAAUGGGGAAUCAACAUAAAAACUAUCCUACCAAGAGGCGUAAGUGGAGAUGUUUAUAACUUAGCAGAUUGUAUUCUCCAACAAGCACUUGUUGGUCCUGGACCUAAUCAACUUGUGCUAUCGUAUUUGAAACAUUCACUUAGUUCUCAGUUAGUCUCAUAUGCAGCUGUUCUACAACGAAUAAGCAAGUAUGAUGCUUUUCAUAAGCCUCAUUGCAUUAUCUGUCUCCUCGAGUUUCUAGAUUCAAUUAUUGUAGGCAUCACUUGUCGUGGAAAACCUGAAGAAGACCUUCUAGCAAAUGCAGUUCUAUCCAUAGUUGAUUGGUUACUUCAAUGUUAUCUUUAUAAUCUCACCAAAAUGCCUCAAAAUAAUACUUUGAUCAGCCAGCCAUUAGAUCUUAUCGAAAAGCCUGCUAGUAUAUUGAAACAAAUGUUAAGUUCGGAUUUUCUUUGUGCAAUGAUGUAUCUUGCCAAGUAUGAUGAUAAAGAUUUAUACCUUGAAGUGGUGAAAAAGUGCCAAGAAAUUGAAUUAACUCAUAAAACAAAUAAUAUUAGAUCACCAGCAUUGAUUGAUGAGUCAUUGAAGAAAUUAUCUAACCUGGACAUUGAAACAGUUUCUCCUAAUUUAUCAAAUAUUCCAAUGGAGUCAAUAACGUAUUGUUUACAACCUUUAUUUGCUGUUCAAGUUCUUUUAAACCCCAGCACUGAAACGACUGUGUUCGUAAAUCAACUUCUAAUGAUUAAACGGUUAAAAGGAUAUACAAAUGCUAGACUUUAUUGUGAAAUUAUCAGAGCUUGUUUGAUGUGUUUACAUAACGUUACUGGAACAUUCAAAGAAUCUCAAUGGGGUGCAGUAACAUUUCUGAAAAUACCUUUUAUUCUUAAAGAGCUUCAUGUAGCUUCAUUGAAUGCAUCAGGUCAAGAAGAUAGAUUUGAAUAUUCACAAGAUAUUGUUGAUGCAUUCGAAUUACUCCUACAAUUCACUCCACUUCUAGAUAUCAUGGAUGCUACUUGUUCUUGUAAUAGUGUUGAAUGUUUACUCAAUGAACUGCAUAAAGUUAAUCUUGUCAGUGAGCGACAUGUAAAACAAAUAAGUAGUAGAAGAGAAGGAGUUGCAGCAGCUUUACAACAAUUAGAAUCUUCGAGCUCUCCUACAUCAUCUAUAAUGAAAGUAAUUGUUAGAGCAGAACCAACACUUGCUGGAAUUCUUAAAACACUCAAUGCGGAUUACACGAAAAUUCAAGAAGCUUUAUUGAGUAUGCUUUGUCAAGUUUUAAAUGGUAAAAGUUUAGAUCUCAUGCUUGCUGUAGCAACCGUUGAAGGACAAUUGAAGAAUUUUGUCACCAAAUUGAUUAAGUUUAAUGAAUGCAGCAAACAAAUUAAUGAACCGGUUCCUGGAAAAACAGCAGCAACUCGAGCAAUGUUAUUUGAUAUUUCAUUUUUAAUUCUUUGUUUUAUUGUGCAAACAUAUGGAUCAGACAUAGUUCUAGAAGAAAAUGGAGAUUCAUUUUUUGAGCAAUGGGUACGUGAGUGCAUGCCUGAAAAAGAUAAGCCAAAAUCUCCACAAAAGAUGGUACAAAAUAUUGAUCAAGCUAAACUUGAUAGUUUACUUGCUCAAAUAAAAUCUUCUGAGUUAGAUUUAAAAUCUGGUAAUGUAAAAUGGCAUAUCACGUGUCAAAGUGCAAUGGGAGCAGUCAAAGAGCUUUUAUUUGCUUGGGAAUCAGGUGCUCUUGGAGCUGGUGAUGUUAAACGUGCCUUGGAUAAUCUUCGAUCAGCCGCGUGUUGUCUUCCAGUUUGUGCUGCAGCAUGGUUAUGUGCACAUAUGAGUAUUACACAUCAAGAUGCCUUACUAAAGCCUAUGAAUAUGGUUCAGCAGUUUAUAACGCCAUUGCCAACCGACGAGAUGCAAGAUAACUUCAAGCAUGACACUUGUAGUCUUAUGUUCCAGAUUAUUCGAAAAAUGCAGUAUGAUAUUCAUCCACCAACUCAGUCCAAAACCAAAGCAUUGUCUAUGUCUCAUAAUAUAAUCUCACGACAACCAAUAUUAGAACAAUUGAAAUCAAUUUGGCAAGACAUUCAGCAGAGAAGUUGGGUAAAUAUUCAAGCAACUCAUACUCUAGAAUCACUUCUUAAUACUGGUGGAUCGUUGUGGUUUGUUUCGAAUCUUGUAAGGGAAGCAUUAAAAUAUCGUUAUCAAGAACAACUGGAUCAAGCUAUUGAUCUUGUGUUUGCUAUUUUUCACUUAGACAUUGAAAAUUGUACAUUAGAUCUUAUUAAUCACGUUCUGCCGGAAUAUCUCUAUAAUUCUCUUCAAAACGAUCAGCUGGUAGAACCGCAAUCGUCUCAAUUGGCAAAGCUUUGUGUUUAUUGUAUUCUUUCAACAUUGGAGUAUAAUAAUUCAAAUCCUCCGAGAGGGAAUAGUAGAAAACGAACGAGAAGAGACUUUGAGUCUGAAGAGAUGGAGGCGCUUUGUGGUCCUGCAAAUAAGCUUUUAAGACUUAAUGAAACUGGAGAUACAAAUCCUAUUUUCGGAUCUAAUUCAUCUCCUCAAGCACAAGGAAGUGCCAAUGGUCACAAAUCUGUUGUUUUAAGAGAUCCACUUCUGACUGCACUUAAUGGACUUUUUAAAACAUUUAACUACCUCGCUGCUCGCGACGGCCAAGUGUCUCAGCAGACUCAUUUUAUUCUUCAGUUCUUAAAACUCAUGGUUCAGUGUGGAAAAGAUAGAACGCGUGUUGUUCUUCAAGGACUCCCACAAACUUUGGUACCUUGUUUAUUGAAAGCACUACCUGAAUUAUUCACAACCGAUUUGGUACUCAGGUUGUACGAUAUUCAGACUACGCCAGGAAGAAAAGUAACUGCAAGAGAUUUGUGUAUGUUACGAAAUAUUAAUUUGAAACCGAUCAAAUGAAGAAAAUUACUAUCAUAGCAUUUAGGUAUUAUUAACCUUUUACAACAAAAUUAUUAAUUUAAUCUUUCAAUUCCAUUAUAUAAUGGCUUAUUUAAGUAGAUAUAAUUUACUUAUCUAAAUAAAGUUAAAAAAAUGCAAUCGAAUUUUUGAAUAAAAAGUAUCAACUUUUAUAGAGUGUUAUAAAUUUUGAAAAAAAGUUCUUUACUUUUUCUUUAGUAAAUUAAUGUAAGGCCAAUACUUUAAUUAUUGAUUUUCAUAUAUUUUGUAUAUUAUCAUUGAAAAUAAUGCUACAUUUAAGUGUUAAUAAUAGGUAU
Molecule: messenger RNA, 3485 nt
Organism: Chelonus insularis
Lineage: Eukaryota; Metazoa; Arthropoda; Insecta; Hymenoptera; Braconidae
Gene: MED24
Product: mediator complex subunit 24
Exons: 3
Coding region: 154-3171 (1005 amino acids)
Cellular component (GO): mediator complex
Molecular function (GO): transcription coregulator activity
Source: RefSeq, a predicted model, not a curated record